Messenger RNA from Eruca vesicaria subsp. sativa (arugula), 1870 nucleotides. The record is from the annotation of a GenBank genome assembly. NCBI's taxonomy places the organism in Eukaryota, Viridiplantae, Streptophyta, Magnoliopsida, Brassicales, Brassicaceae.
GAAAAAGCCUUCGUCUUUCUAAUCUCCACAUCUCUCUCUCUCUAGAGCGCGUCCCUGCGCGUCGUUCACUAUGUUCUUAUUGACACCAUUGAAAAAUUGAUUUAAAAUCGGAUUGAACUAAAAACAGAUAAAAACUUUGUAUUCCCUAUUAAAAAAAAUCGACCUUCCCUCAGAUCUUGACGAGAUUCCGCAUCUGAGAGCAACAAAAAUGCAAUCCGACAAUGGAAAGCUAUUCAUCGGAGGGAUAUCAUGGGACACUAACGAGGAACGUCUCAAGGAGUAUUUCAGCAGCUUUGGUGAAGUGAUCGAAGCUGUGAUCUUGAAAGACCGUACCACUGGUCGUGCACGUGGCUUUGGCUUUGUAGUCUUUGCUGAUCCAGCUGUUGCAGAGAUUGUUAUUACCGAAAAACAUAGUAUUGAUGGUAGAUUGGUUGAAGCGAAGAAAGCUGUUCCAAGAGAUGACCAGAACACAGUAAGAAGCAACAGCAGUAGCAUCCAAGGAUCACCAGGCGGUCCAGGAGUUAGGACAAGGAAGAUAUUCGUUGGAGGGUUACCUUCUUCGGUCACAGAGAGCGAAUUCAAGACCUAUUUUGAGCAGUUCGGGACAACUACCGAUGUGGUUGUUAUGUAUGACCACAACACACAGAGGCCUAGAGGUUUUGGAUUCAUAACUUAUGAUUCCGAGGAAGCCGUUGACAAAGUAUUACUCAAGACGUUUCAUGAACUUAAUGGUAAAAUGGUUGAGGUUAAGCGAGCUGUUCCGAAGGAGUUGUCUCCAAGUCCAGCUCGUAGCAGUCCUCUUGGUGCUGGUUAUAGCUAUGGGGUUAAUAGGGUUAAUAACCUAUUGAAUGGGUAUGCUCAAGGGUUUAGUCCUGGUGGAGUUGGAGGCUAUGGGCUUAGGAUGGACGGCCGGUUUAGUCCGGUUGGUGCUGGGAGAAGCGGGUUUGCGAAUUUCGGUUCUGGUUAUGGGAUGAAUGUGAAUUUUGACCAGGGUUUGCCCACAGGGUUCAAUGGAGGUACAAGUUUUAAUGGAAACUUAGACUUUGGUAGAGGAAUGAGCCCUUACUAUAUUGGGAAUACAAACCGGUUUGGCCCUGCGGUUGGUUAUGAAGGAGGCAAUGGAGGAGGAGGAGGAGGAGGAAGCUCAUCUUUCUUCAGUUCAGUUACACGGAACCUAUGGGGAAACAAUGGUGGUCUUAACUAUAACAACAACGCUACAAACUCAAACUCAAAUACAUACAUGGGAGGAGGAUCAACAAGUGGUAACAACACACUUAGCGGUCCAUUUGGAAACUGGGGUGCUCCUGGAGGAGGAGGAGGAGGAGGAAACAAUGGUGUUAGUAACGAGAAUGUGAGGUUUGGUUAUGGAGGAAACGGUGAAUCUGGUUUUGGGUUGGGAACUAGACACAUAGGGCCUAGCAAGGCAGCACCAUCAUCUUCAUUCUCUUCUGCCUCGGUAACCAACAACACUGGUUAUGAAGGAGCAGGACUUGCAGAGUUUUAUGAGAAUGGUGCAGUGUAUAGUGAUCCCACAUGGAGAUCAUCAACUCCUGAGACAGAAGGUCCUGCUUCUUUUAGCUAUGGGAUUGGAGGAGGAGGAGGAGUAGGUCCUUCAUCGGAUGUUUCAGCUAGAAGUUCAUCUCCAGGUUAUGUUGGCAGUUACAGUGUGAACAAGAGGCAACCAAACAGAGGCGAGCCAUUACGGUGAAGGAUCUGUUGUGUCUUUUUGGCGAAUCUUUUAGAUUAUCUUCUCUCCUUCAUACAAAGCUUAUGAGGACAAAAACUUGAUCACAUCAUCAGCUAGAGGCUUGAGUUAACCAGAAAAUCCCAAAGAUUAUGGUUUGGUUUAAAUUCAUUGGUCCUCUUAGGC